Messenger RNA from Canariomyces notabilis, 1496 nucleotides. RefSeq names its product carbohydrate-binding module family 24 protein. The coding region runs from base 277 to 1158 and encodes 293 amino acids. The transcript is spliced from 2 exons. The record is from RefSeq and is a predicted model, not a curated record. NCBI's taxonomy places the organism in Eukaryota, Fungi, Ascomycota, Sordariomycetes, Sordariales, Chaetomiaceae.
GCUUCUAUAGUGGUAUUAAAGGUAACCCUCAGGGGUCCCGCGGAUGUACAGUACAGUACAUUGACAAGCCGCGACCUUGCGGCCUUCGAACCCCCCCUGCUGUGCUGCCUACAGGUAGGUAAGGUACCGGACAUUUUUCUCUGUUCUUAUUCCGCACGUCUCCGGCAGCAGAGUUGUCUUGUCCGGCAUCGGUGCCUCUCAAUCGUCUUCCCAUGUACCUCACCAUGACACCAGCCGAAGCUUGAACUAGUAUCUCUUGCGCAGUUACAAUCAACAAUGCUAAGGUCCGUUCUUUCCUGGGGAGUGCUCGUCGCUCUCGCGAUGCCUACCGCCGCCAAUAUCCUGAUGUCGGCAAAUCAGGCCGAGCUACACCCUAUUGUAGCUCCCACGAAACGCCCCAAUGUCACGACGACAGAUCCGUGGACGUGCGUGACUGAGAGCAUCCGAGACCGGUACUUCAACCCGCCGCGACCGAGCGGUGCUCUGGAUGACGCCCAUUACUCGUACGGCGUCCAGCUGCUUGAGACGUGUAGGACGACAGGCGUUUUCGAGUACCGCACCGACUGCGAUUUUCCCAACAAGACGCUUUGGUGCGGCAUCACAACCGUGCUGCCGGCAUCGCUCCUCCCGGCCUACUCGGCCUACGCCAGCAGCGCCUGGUCCUGGUGGUCGGCGCACAGCUCCAGCGCCGUCCGCGUCGCCCAGGAAUGCCCGCUGCUCUGGUACCAGAUAGCCAAUAAUGUCGUCCUGGGCGGUGCGGUCUGGAUGAACCACACCCUCAUCAACGCCGAGUGCUAUGCCGAGGCACACCAGACCGUCACCGGGUCCCGAUCGUCGGCAACGGGGCCGACCGCGACGCCGGGACAGGGCGCAACAUCCGUGUCUGCGCCGGCCAGCACCUCCGCCAGUGUCCUCCCGACCCAGACAAGCAGCGUCCCCAGCUCUGGCGAUCCGGUUCCUCUGCAGCUUCGCCUGCAGCUACGGAUACUGCCCUCCCGGCCUAUGCAAGUGCACAUCGUACGGCGUACCCAAGACCCGACGCAGUCCGACCAGCGCAACGGUUGCCCGAUCUCCGGUGUCAGCGACGCUUACAAGGGCCUGUGCAAUUUCUCGUGUAAGGAAGGGUUUUGUCCGACGAAUCUUUGUCAGUAUUGCUAGGGGAGGGUGGCAAUUGGCUGUUGUGGGGUGAAUACACGAUGCGAUAUCUUGAAAGUGACCCACCUGGGUAGGUAUCUGAUGGGCGUGCGGAAUGAGAAUGGUAUGAUGGCGGCGGCGAUGACCGAGAUCCGUGAGAAUUUCCGAGGUGAUGUUGUCGCUCAGCGGCAUCCAGAGAUAGAACUGCAAACCUACACCGCGCUUCUUCAACCCCCUGUCUUCAACCUACUACAAUACAGUCAAUAUUUGCACGAUCAAACAAGCUCAUUUUUUGAGUACAGCUCUGUCAAUACAAAAGGGCUUAUAAGAAACAAGAUUUAGACGAUGCGAUUCACGAAUAC